AUGUUCGCAUUUUGCGAGAAUAUGGAUGAUGCAAAAAAGGCGGAUGCUUUCUCAUUUUACAUCAACCGAGUCUCAAGACUGAACUCUCGAGGAAAAGCUGACGAGGAAGAGGAGGAUGAUGAUGAGGAUUUGGAUCUCACCGAUUCACAAAGAAACUCGAAGAAAAUGGCAAAUCUACAUGCACUUCGUCGACAAACCGGACUAGAAACCGGCCAUUUCACGUUCAACGUCUUUUGCAAUUCGGCUCAUGUGAUCUUCCAAGAAACCACCAAAGAUUGCCACACUGUGGUGAUGGCAUCGGGCACUUUAUCGCCAUUGGAUGGAAUUGAUGCCGAGUUUCGCACCGAUUUCAAAAAAAUCUGCAUCCGAGCCAACGAGGUUUUCGAUCCGAGUCGCAUAUUUGGAGCAAUCAUUAAAUAUACGUUAAACGGCGAGCCAUUGAAUCUGAUGGCCGGCAAAGUGGAAAAGGAAAUCGAAAAAAACGGCUUUUCUAGAUCCCUGCGAGAAUCACUGAAAAUUGUCAGUGUAAUCUGCAAAGCCACCUCAAAUGGGGUACUCGUUUAUGCGUCCUCUUAUGAAAUGCUUCGGAAACUUCGAUUCGAAUUCGAAAAAUUGAAUCAAGCUGCAUUUGGACAAAAGGUUGUCAUCUGGGAAGAUCCGGAUCCGAGACUAUUUGAGACACAAGUGAACAACUAUACAACGGCUGCAAGUGGAGAUGGAGCUGUGCUUUUUGCUGUUUGUCGUGGAAAGAUGAGUGAAGGCAUCGAUUUUAAGGAUAAACUGGCCAGAGCGGUCAUCAUUUUGGGAUGGCCGUAUCCAAGUAUUAGCGACCCUCAAUUUAAAUCGAAAAAAGCCUAUGACAGUGAUCAAUUCGAACGAGCUCAAAGAAGGGAAGUUGAGGGGAAUUAUCAGUGGCUAGGAGGUCAAGAACUUGUCUACAUCCGACUCUAUCGAGCUCUCAAUCAAGCGGCUGGACGUGCAAUAAGACACAAGAAAGACUAUGGGGCGAUCAUUCUCAUUCAUAGCGAGCAUACUCACAACCACAAAUACAUCACCGAUUUGAUGAUGAAUCCAAAGUCACUAUGUAAAAACGAGAACACGAUUGCAAUAUUGACUGAGCUUCAAAAUUGGAUGAAGCAAAAGAGCGACGAGAUGAUUGUU
Messenger RNA from Mesorhabditis belari, 1161 nucleotides. NCBI's taxonomy places the organism in Eukaryota, Metazoa, Nematoda, Chromadorea, Rhabditida, Rhabditidae. The record is from the annotation of a GenBank genome assembly.